This is a messenger RNA of Annulohypoxylon maeteangense, 1933 nucleotides long. Its product is annotated as MFS general substrate transporter. The record is from RefSeq and is a predicted model, not a curated record. Gene Ontology annotation, molecular function: transmembrane transporter activity. Lineage: Eukaryota; Fungi; Ascomycota; Sordariomycetes; Xylariales; Hypoxylaceae. Gene Ontology annotation, biological process: transmembrane transport. Bases 227 to 1843 code for a protein of 538 amino acids. Gene Ontology annotation, cellular component: membrane. The transcript is spliced from 9 exons.
GGUAGGCUUAUCUGCCCUAUCUCCUCACGUCUUACCGUGACAAUGAUCUAUCCUGCGGGGUGAUUAGGGUGGGAAUAUGUAGCUUCCAGAGCUCGGCCAUACAUAUAAUCAGGAAUCAUCCCUUGUAUCUUGUAUCCUGUGCGUUCGAAGAUCUUAUCCUGUAGUUGUCUCGAAAAAAUAAUAAUAAUUCAUCGAGGGUCCGUUGCUAGGUCGUAACUCGCGAACAAUGACUCAGGCGUUAGAGAUCGCGACGCUCCCGAUGGAGGCUAAGGGACCUUUGGAAAUCCCUACCGACUCGGAGAAAGAGAAAGAGAAAGACGUAGAGAAGGACCCGGCGAUGGUAAUGGACGCAGAGAUCAGUGAGAAGAGUAGCGUUGCGGCCGGCGAGAUUCAGGAUGACGCAGUUCCAAGUUACAGCGAAGAGGAAUACCGUAAACUGAAGAGGAAAGCCGAUAGGUACCUUCUUCCUCUCAUGUGGCUCUGCUACGGCAUCCAGCAGACGGACAAGACGUCUAUCGGAACACAAGCCACCUUCGGUCUCUCGAAGGAUACCGGCUUGCACGGACAGCAGUACUCGUGGCUCACGACCGUAUUUUACAUCACGUACAUGUGUUUCGAGUUUCCCUCAAACAUCAUUCUGCAGCGGUACCUCAUGGGGAGAACCUUGUCGUGUUACAUGCUCUGCUGGGGCGUAGUAGUACUAUGCGUCGGGUUCGCCCAGAACUUCACACAGCUCGUCACGCUGCGGGCCUUGCAGGGCUUCUUCGAAUGCUGCAUCUCGCCCGGAUUCAUCCUCGUCGUCGGGAGCUGGUACACUACGCGCGAGCAUGCGUCGCGAUCACUGGUCUUCCAGAGCGCCAACGCCGGCUUUGGUGUCAUCGCCAACCUCAUCCUCUACGGGAUCGGCUCGGUUCAGUACAAGCGUGGAUCCGAGUUCCAGGCCUGGAGAUACAUGUCUUAUUUUCUUGGAAGUAUGACCAUUCUCGUCGGCUGUCUAUGCCUUUUCCUACUAGGUACGCCAUCCGAAGUACGGUGGUUGUCUCCCGAGGAGAAGAAGAUCGCGAACGCACGCAUCUUGUCGAAUAACACGGGCCAUGACAAGACUGGUAUCAAGAAAUGGAAAUGGAAACAGGCCCGAGAAUGCCUGAUCGACCCAUGCUUCUGGUUCGCUGGUCUCAAUGCGUUUCUGAAUUCUGUGCCUAAUGGUGGCAUAACCGCUUUCGGCUCGAUCAUAAAUACCAAUGCAGGGUUCACCAACUUGCAAGUUAUUCUCCUCGACAUUCCAAAGAAUAUCACGUCUGUGCUGUGGUUCGUCUGUAUCGGCAUUAUUACAAGCAGGAAGAAGAAUCUGCGCCUGUAUUUCAUGAUGGUAUCUGUUAUCCCACCAGUAGCUGGAUUCGCCAUCAUGGCAUCGCUGCCAAACGAGCCUCAGUAUAAGUGGACUAAAUGGACAGGCUUUUUCAUCACUGUCCCCUGUGUAGUAGCGCUCUUCUUGGCUUGGACUCUGAUCCCCUCGAACGUCGCCGGCCGCACCAAGCGUACGCUGACCUCAUCUUUCACCUUUGUUGGAUACUGUGUGGGCAAUAUGGUCGGCUCUCAAAUCUUCAAAGCCAAAGAUGCUCCGAGGUAUAUUCCCGGAACCGCUGCCUGUGCAGUAUGCUUUGGGCUAGAGUUCUUCUUGCUUGUUGCAUGGCGGGUUAUACUCGUUACGAGGAACCGACGACGCGAAAAGCAGCUGGCCGAGCAAGGCAUCAGCGAGGAGGAGAGAAUAGAAAGGGGUAAGCAACUUGGAGAACAGGAUUGUACUGAUUUCGAGAAUCCUUAUUUCCGAUACACGAUGUAGCGUUACCAAAGUGCGAAUAUUCUGGACGCCCAUCCGGCUAUGCCCGGUACCUGAUAUAAGAACAUCUAGAAUCGGACUAGGUAUUUCGUA